GAGUGGGACUCCAGAGCGGAGAGCCGGAGGCUGCGCCUUCCCUCACCGGGACCUUCGCGACACACCGGCUCCUCGCCCUGCCCGGCCGGCCUGAGCUCCCAAGAUGACCACUACCCUCGUAUCCGCCGCCAUUUUCGACUUGAGCGAAGUUUUAUGCAAGGGUAACAAGAUGCUCAACUAUAGUACUCCCAGUGCUGGGGGCUGCCUGCUGGACAGGAAGGCGGUGGGCACCCCUGCUGGCGGGGGCUUCCCUCGGAGGCACUCCGUCACCCUGCCCAGCUCCAAGUUCCACCAGAACCAGCUCCUCAGCAGCCUCAAGGGGGAGCCGGCCCCCUCCCUGAGCUCGCGGGACAGCCGCUUCCGUGACCGCUCUUUCUCGGAGGGGGGCGAGCGGCUGCUGCCCACCCAGAAGCAGCCGGGCAGCGGCCAGGUCAACUCGAGCCGCUACAAGACAGAGCUGUGCCGCCCCUUCGAGGAGAACGGCGCCUGUAAGUACGGGGACAAGUGCCAGUUCGCGCACGGCAUCCACGAGCUCCGCAGCCUGACCCGCCACCCCAAGUACAAGACGGAGCUGUGCCGCACCUUCCACACCAUCGGCUUUUGCCCCUACGGGCCCCGCUGCCACUUCAUCCACAACGCCGAGGAGCGCCGCGCCCUGGCUGGGGCCCGGGACCUCUCCGUCGACCGGCCCCGCCUCCAGCACAGCUUCAGCUUUGCUGGCUUCCCGAGUGCCGCUGCCACCGCCGCUGCCACGGGGCUGCUGGACAGCCCCACAUCCAUCACCCCACCCCCUAUCCUGAGUGCCGAUGACCUCCUGGGCUCACCCACCCUGCCUGAUGGUACCAGUAAUCCAUUCGCCUUCUCCAGCCAGGAGCUGGCGAGCCUCUUUGCCCCUAGCAUGGGGUUGCCCGGGGGUGGCUCCCCGACCACUUUCCUCUUCCGGCCCAUGUCCGAGUCCCCUCACAUGUUUGACUCCCCGCCCAGCCCUCAGGAUUCUCUGUCGGACCAGGAGGGCUACCUGAGCAGCUCCAGCAGCAGCCACAGCGGCGCCGACUCCCCCACCUUGGACACCUCCAGACGCCUGCCCAUUUUCAGCAGACUUUCCAUCUCAGAUGACUAAACAGAGUAGGGAGGGUCACCUGCCUAUGCUAUUACCCACCCACCCCCACCCCCGCCCCAAAUCAAUUCCUGAGGACUCCUAUAUAACAAGAUUAAGCUCAACCCCCUUUCCCUUGAGCCUUGGAAUGCCCCCUUCUUCCCUCCCCCAUUUCCCCCACCCCUUGUGAUCCCACCUAACAGGAGGACAAGUCAAUUUGUCAGUUUCCUCUGGCUUGAAACUCUUCCCCUCGAUUUUAUAGCCCACUUACGCCUAACAGACCAGCCCCAUAUUUGUCAGUAGAUGCCUUUUUCUGGCUUAAGCCUUAAGUGCCAAAUCGCAAAAGAAAAAGCAGUAACAGUUUACAGAAGCAACUUAGUGCCUUGUAAUCUAACUUUGUCACUGUGACUACAUUACCUCUUCAGCGCCAGAGGGCACCCGUGGGCCUCCCGGCGCCUCUGCCCGUGGCGAGGGGAGGAGACCCAGAACCAGCAGCUCCCUCCGCUGGCGACUUGACGGCACCUGCCCUCAAUAAAGCCUCCCGCCGCCCUCUCAUCCGGGUGCCUGCUCCCUACCCCCCACCUUCUCCCCACCCUCUUGGGAGAGUUGUUGCCAGACUUGGGUUUGCGGGUGAGGGAACCUGUCUUGACAUGCAAAACACCUUUUCCUUCCCCACCUGAACCCCCUUGCUGACAAAUCUUGCCUGGUUUUGUGUAGACCUGUAGGAAGGAAGGCGGGCCUGGGAAAAAAAAAGCGGCCCAAGAUAGUGAGCUAAGUGGGACUUUGUGAUUUAUUUUUGAGUUUUUGUUUCUUUAUUAAGUGGGGAGGAAGGGGAAGUUAGAUGGACUACGAGAGACUUGAUUUUGGUGCUAAAGUUCCCCAGUUUAUAUGUGACAUCGUAAACGACGUAACAACAGGACAAACGAGAGAAGAGCUGAACAAGUGAAGGGUGAGCAGUUGAUGGUAUUCAUUCCACGUCGAUCUCUGUAAGACGAUUCCCCGUAGAGGUAGCGUUCUUGGUUUUGCUCUAGAAUACCGUAGGUCUGCCCUUGAGCACACACGCCAGGCUUUUUCCCCGGGUUUUAAACUUCAUCUAACUUUUCAGAAAUUGGAGAGCAAAAAUUUUGCUUGUCACUGCACAUCAAUAUAAAAAAAAGCUUAUUUAACUUAUCAAAACGUAUUUAUUGCCAAACUAUGCUUUUUUUUGUUAAUUUUGUUCAUAUUUAUCGGGAUGACAAAUCCAUAGAAUAUAUUCUUUUAUGUUAAAUUAUGAUCUUCAUAUUAAUCUUAAAAUUUUGUGACGUGUCUUUUUUCUUUUUUUUUCCCCCCCCACAGUUUUAAUAUAUUAUUCCUCAACGACAUUUUUGUAACUUUACACUUUUUUUUGGUUAUUUUAUUUUAAAAAAAUGAAAAAUUAAUUUAAAAAAAUGCAAAAAACUGUUGGAUUAUUUAUUUUAGAAAUUCCCGCCUUUUUGUGUUGGACUGCAAAUUGAGUUUCUUUCUCCGUAGGCCUUUUCACAAGUAGGACUGAGAAUGUAUGUAAGCGUUCUGUGACAGUACAGAAGGAAAGCCGUGUCUUUUUAUGUAUAGCUUCUAAAAAGGGAAAAAAGCGAGAGAGAAACCCUUUGACUUCCACGUGCCGGUCUGAAAACAAAAACAGACAUUCCGAUCACAGAUUUGAGGCUCUGGAUUCCAGGUGUGGAGUUUUCCAAGACGAAUGGAAACAGGACUGACAGACACAUUUAAGAUGAAUGUAAUUAUGAUUCCUCGUGCUGUUCACUACCGUUGCUUUCUUGUUUCUUCUUCUUUGUGUGAAUUUAUUUAAAAGAAAAACCUUUUUGUAACGACUAUUUGCAGUUUAAAA
This is a messenger RNA of Echinops telfairi (small Madagascar hedgehog), 2960 nucleotides long. RefSeq names its product ZFP36 ring finger protein like 1 (gene ZFP36L1). Bases 104 to 1120 code for a protein of 338 amino acids. The record is from RefSeq and is a predicted model, not a curated record. The transcript is spliced from 2 exons. Gene Ontology annotation, molecular function: mRNA binding; metal ion binding. Lineage: Eukaryota; Metazoa; Chordata; Mammalia; Afrosoricida; Tenrecidae.